ACGGCACCACUGACUGGACCGCGCGCACACGCCGGGGAUUCUGUUUCCGGUUCGAACCCGUUGCCCGUGAACAGCAAAGGACUCCAUGGAGAUUCCGACCGCGUUUACAGACUGACAUGCCAAGCCGUGGUUUCGAGGCGGUUUUGCUUAUAGUCUGCUUCAGGAGGGAGACGCUCGGGGCAGCGGCACGUUAAGUUGAUCACACCGAGGGGAGAGCAGCUGCAGCCUGCCUUUGUGGAGUCAAAAUGGCGCCUGGUUCUCCGGUCAAUUCGGCUUUAAUCCAUCUGUGAUUAUUCCGACAGCCGGACAGUAACUUGUUACAGGUUACCGGGCGUUUCGGACUCGCGCGGUUGGGGGCACAGCCACUGUCAUGUCGGACUCGGAGGAGGACAGCCAGGACAAGCAGCUUAAAAUUGUGGUGGUUGGAGACGGAGCAUGUGGGAAGACAUCACUCGCCACCAGAUUUGCACAGGAGGCCUUUGGGAAGCAGUACAAACAAACCAUCGGCCUGGAUUUCUUUCUGAAGAGAAUAAGCCUUCCAGGCAACUUGAAUGUGACUCUGCAAGUGUGGGACAUUGGAGGCCAAACGUUAGGGGGGAAAAUGCUGGAUAAAUAUGUGUACGGAGCUCAUGGGGUUCUUCUAGUUUAUGACAUUACAAAUUACCAGAGCUUUGAGAACAUGGAGGAUUGGUUCAGCAUGGUAAAGAAAGCCAACGAGGAAUCGGAUAUCCACCCUGUUGUCUUCUUGGUGGGCAACAAAAUCGACCUGGAGCACAUGAGGACCAUAAAGGCAGACAAACACCAGCGCUUCUGCCAGGAGAACGGCCUCAUCAGUCAGUUCGUAUCAGCCAAGACUGGGGAUUCGGUUUAUCUUUGUUUCCAGCGGGUAGCUGCUGAAAUUCUUGGUAUCAAGCUAAAUAAAGCAGAAAUGGAGCAGUCCCAGCGCGUGGUGAAGGCGGACAUCGUGAACUACAGUCAGGACUCCGUAGCCAGGACAGUCAACACCCCUCGCAGCUCCAUGUGUGUGGUUCAGUGAUCGUCUCCAACCCACACACACACACACACACACACACACACACACACACACACACGUUAAGAAAUGCUUUCAUCAGGCAGUAUUAGGCUGUAUUUCGAGCGAAGUGGAUGAGAAAGCGCUUGGAGCGAGGUCUCUGUUCCUGUGUCGUAUGGCCGGGAUGAAGCGCAGACUGCGUGGCUUCGAGGUCUUGGCGUGUAGUUCGGCUAUUCAGCAGGAAUUACGUCUUGAGUGCUUCACCAAAAAAAAAAAAAAGAAAGCGGGACCUCGGUUUUUAAUGUCUAUGUGCAGCUAUAAAUUUCUUUUACACUCUCAAAGCUGAUUACCUGAUUUCUACUUUGAAGCUGGUUAUUUAAAGGAGCAAUAUAGCAACUGAAAACAUUCUUAUAGCAGCAUUUCUUUUUCUGCUUUAGCUCUUAGUUUGAUGUGGUCAGUGUAAUUCAGCGUUAACAUCUAUUGGGUACAUGUGUUUUAUGUAAAGUUGCAAAUAAAAGAUGCUCUGUGACGGACGGAGGUGAACUCAACAUCUUUCAUACGUUUCUCAAGAUCCUCUCCUGUUUGUGUUGUACGCCAGUAAAACAAAUAAAUGGAAGUGAAAAUAAUUCUCUUAAUAAAAUGAAUCUCCAGUUUCUGUUUGCCAAUUAGUUGCUUGCUUAAUGUGAACAGUGUGCUGUUAUUUCUUAAAAAAAAACCAUUCAGUUUAUUCUUGAAUAAAACUUCACUGCAGGUCCAACAAUAAGGUACAUCCUGCACAGUGAGGAUCAUUCAGUUUAUUUGAAUUUAGAAUUAUUCCGCUUUACAUAAUUUUACAUUCGCACAGUCUUUAGUACUAUGUUGAAGUAUUAAUAAACCUAAAAUAAAUGCAAAAUGUCAGGAGUGUAUAUCUGAGUGUCGUUUAAGCUUUUGAUUAGAUCACUUGUUAAGCUUUAAGUUGUAGAAUAAAGUUUUGUAGAAUAAAGAUUGACAAUGACAUUGACGCUUGAGGUCUUAAUUUUGCUGUCUGUCUUAAUCGCCUGUUCUUUAGCUUGUCCGUCUUUUAAAUGUGUUCAAUUUCAAACGACUUUUCCCAAACAGAUUCAACACGAUACUGUUUGUCGGCAUGAUGUUAAAACAUGAAGCUGAAUCAUUGCUUUAGGUGUGAAAUGCGUAGAGUGACAGUAACUCAUCUAAGUGAUCAGAGAACAUCCUGUAAAUGCUGAAUAUGUAAACAAAAUGUACUUUUUGGAAAUGUAUAGUUAUAUUUGACAUUACAAAGCGAUAAAGACUUGUUUCCGAAUAAAAAGAAAAUGCAACAUGAAAAA
Fundulus heteroclitus (mummichog) is the source of this 2334-nucleotide messenger RNA. It is a transcript of the gene rab28, whose product is annotated as RAB28, member RAS oncogene family. Gene Ontology annotation, cellular component: Golgi apparatus; endosome. Bases 371 to 1036 code for a protein of 221 amino acids. The record is from RefSeq and is a predicted model, not a curated record. Gene Ontology annotation, molecular function: GTP binding; GTPase activity. NCBI's taxonomy places the organism in Eukaryota, Metazoa, Chordata, Actinopteri, Cyprinodontiformes, Fundulidae. The transcript has 7 exons.